This is a messenger RNA of Thalassophryne amazonica, 3978 nucleotides long. It is a transcript of the gene lcmt1, whose product is annotated as leucine carboxyl methyltransferase 1. Gene Ontology annotation, biological process: C-terminal protein methylation. The record is from RefSeq and is a predicted model, not a curated record. Gene Ontology annotation, molecular function: protein C-terminal leucine carboxyl O-methyltransferase activity. The transcript has 11 exons. Gene Ontology annotation, cellular component: cytosol. NCBI's taxonomy places the organism in Eukaryota, Metazoa, Chordata, Actinopteri, Batrachoidiformes, Batrachoididae. The coding region runs from base 195 to 1172 and encodes 325 amino acids.
GAAGAAAAAGAAGACAAUGCUAGCUCAGCUAGCGUUAGGCGAUUUGUUACAAGGCGGUACAAUGUGACUGAAUAUUUGAACUGAUCUCACUUUGAAAAGUGUAUUUUAUUUUAUUAUUGGAGCGGUCAGACGUGCUUUGCCUGGUUUUGUGGAUGAGUAUGGUGUGAAUCGUUAUUUCGAACAGCGGGUCAGCGAUGGCAGCUCGGCCGACGUUCAGCUCCUCGGACUCGGCUGAUGAAGCGGUGAGAGCGACGUGCGACGACGCCACCGUGUGCAAGAGGUUUGCAUCCAGUAAAGGUUACUGGAACGACCCUUAUAUCCAGUACUUUGUGAGAUCCAUCGGGGAGAGGAAGGCUCCUGAAAUCAAUAGAGGUUACUAUGCCCGUGUUCAAGGGGUGAACCGCCUCCUUGACAUGUUUAUCCGGAAAACAGAUUGCAACUGUCAAGUAAUCAACCUGGGUGCAGGACUCGAUACGACGUUCUGGAGACUAAAGGAUGAAAAUCUCCUGCCGAAGAAGUAUUUUGAAGUUGACUUCCCAACUGUUGUGGCCCGAAAAAUACACAAUAUAAAGACAAAAACACCGCUGUCCAAACCGCUCAUUGAAACUCACUCAACGGACUCCUUACUACUAGAUGGCCACAACCUGGAUUCAGAUCAUUUCUGUAUUAUUGGAGCAGACCUCAGAGACAUCGCAAGUGUGGAUGAGAAGCUAAAGAAGUUCCAGCUAAACCCAGAAUUACCCACGGUGUUCCUAACAGAAUGUGUCCUGGUCUACCUGAGCCCUGCUCACUCCUUUAAUCUGGUUCACUGGGCGGCAGAAACAUUCCACACUGCCAUGUUCAUCAAUUACGAACAGGUCAACAUGACUGACCGCUUUGGCCAGGUGAUGAUUGACAACCUGCAGCAGCGUCAGUGUAACCUGUCUGGAGUGGAGGCCUGCCAGUCUCUGGACUCUCAGAAGGAGCGGUUUCUGAAGGCAGGCUGGGACUACGCUGAUGCUCUAGACAUGAUCACGGUCUACAGUAUUCUUCCUCAGCAUGAUGUAAUGAGAAUUGAGCGUCUUGAGUUCCUGGAUGAGGUAGAACUACUACAACAACUUCUUCAACAUUAUGGCAUCUCAUGGGCCACCAAGGACAAACUUAACUUGGGUCUGUCACAGUUGGCAUUUUGAGUGUGAAAACGCCACCCCGUUGGACGAGCUCGCUGGGUUGGUGAGCCAGAGUCAGCAGCGCUGUGACAUCCUAAAGGGAGGCAGAGGGACGUGUGUGGGGAAAGAGGAAGCCAUAGUGUUCGUCCACUCCUUGUCUGGAAGUGGUUCCGGUGGGAAAACUCCGUACAUCAGCAGUAUUUGUGAGUUUUCUUUGUCUCCCAUGUUGAAGAUAAGCGGUGAUGAGGUGGAGAAGCAUGAUGACAGAUUCUGCAAAGAAAUAUUCUUUGAAAGGAAUUAAAAAAAAAUGCAUGAAGCUUAGAUGUUGUCUUUUUUUUAAUGUCGUUUGAAUUUAAUUUAUUGAGUAGGCGUUGAAAAUGAGAACGCCUCAAACACAAAUGGACGUGAAAAAAAGUUGAAACCUCUUUUGUCUUUUCUUUUACCUAAAGCCGCAGUCACACUGCACUAACAAAGGACACAGAAGCCAAAAUGAAACAAGAAAUCUGGACUUGCGUUGACUUUCGGAGACAUCGUUUAACCGUGAUCCAGCUCCAUUUCUGUAGCUGGUGCUUUGUCAGAAUUUUGAAACUGUUGAAAAAUGUGAACUAAUCCUGAAGAACAACCUCAAUUCAUCUGUAUUUUGUUUUGGUUUCUGUCUUGAUGGUUCCUCAUCGUUUGUGUACUUCCUGUAUCAUCAGCAUUCUGUUUGGUUGUCGUCCAACUUUGUCCAACCUCCCAAGUCCGACGUCUUGCACAAACAUUGACAAUAUCUGAAGGGAUCAGUAACUCAAGCUCAGACGAGCUGAAUGUGACUCAUACAUGUGUGGAACGAAAAGCAACGUUUUCAUACAGAAACAAUAGCGGCAAGAACGUUUUAUCAAUUACUAACCAUUCAUGUGCAUUCCAGCCAUCUGUGGUGCACACGCACGUUCCAGCCAAGAUGAAUCUGUUAAGACUGCAGGUGCUAUGGAGAGCACAGGGUGACUGCAGAAAUGAUCACAGGCUGGCGCUCUGUCUCAUACCCGCUGUCAAGUCACGUCAUCAUGAAUGUUUCAUUUUGAUUUUGUUCAGAAACAUCAAGGUCACCGUUCACUUCGUUUUUCUUUUGUUAGUUUCGUUCUUUUAUGCACUCUUGACUUGCAGGCUUUUCGGUGAUAGAAGUCCAGGCUCAUUCGUCCACCUUUUCUCGAUUUGCCACUUUGUGACUUUUUUUCCUUCGUCCAGCUUUUGCCGUGUGCUGUGUGAACGGGCCUUAAAUCUCCCAGAACAGACAGACAUGGUGACGUUUUAGGUCCUGAUACAUUUGAUGAUUGCUGUUCUAAUGCAUGAGAAUCUAAAAUACUCCCCCUUGAUUUACUUUGAUGUAAAUUUUAUAUCAAGUUUGAAGGACACGCAGUUGGGUGCAUAAAGUGUUGUGUGCAAAGGUUUAAGGCGGACUUAACAUUUAUUUUAUUUUUUUUUAACUUUGUUGUGUACUAGACAGUACUAUAUUUAAAGACUUUUAUUUUGAAUUUGAAAAUGAGGUUAGUAGCUUGUUAUGUAAUGAAAUGGAGCAAACUGUCUCAUCUUAAUGUUUUGGCAGUGGGAGAUGGGGCAUUGAAUAGACAUUUCUAAUGUGACUUUUGUGUUCACACUGAAAUAUAAUAAAUUUUAUCAGAUGCUAACAUCACAUAAAAUUCAUUGACACUAAUCUGUGCGGCAAAAUGUCCAAUAUUUGGAUCUGGCGCAGUGUUUAAUGCUAACCUGGGUACGGCAACAGAAUUACAAUGACAGCAAAAUCUGGCCAUAUUUUUAGUUAACUGUUAAAAAUUUGCUCUGAUUGUAAUUCUGUUACCGUAAAAUUACCUUACGCACUUGUAGAGAAUAUGAGAUGCAGGUGACUUCAUCUGUUAUGUGAUAGAGUUAUUGUUGCACUGUGUAUGUCGGUAAAGAACUGGUUCUCUCUAACCGCUGAUGGCUUGUUGUAAGAAUUAGCUAAUAUACACUCGGCACAUGCAACGCUUUAUUAGGUACACCUUGCUAGUACUGGGUUGGAUCCCCUUUUGACUUCAGAACUGCCUUAAUUCUUUGUGGCAUAGAUUCAACAAGGUGUUGGAAACAUUUCUCAGCAAUGUUGGUUCAUAUUGACCUGAUACCAUCAUGCAGUUGCCCAUUCAACCAGUCUGCCUGUUCUCCUCUGACAUCAACAAGCCAUUUUCAUCCACGCAACUGCCACUCACUGGAUAGCUUCUCUUUUUUUUUUGGACCAUUCUCUGCAAACCCUAGAGAUAGUUGUGUGUGAAAAUGGCAGUAGAUCAGCAGUUUCUGAAAUACUCAGACCAGCACGUCUGUCACCAACUAAGCUGCCACGUUUGAAGUCACUUCAAUCCCCUUUCUUUCCCAUUCUUAUGCUCAGUUUGAACUUCAGCAAGUUGUCUUCAUCACGUCUAGAUGCCUAAAUGUAUUGAGUUGCUGCCAUGUGAUUGGCUGAUGAUCUAUAUGUGUUAACAAGCAAUUGAACAGGUGUACCUAAUAAAGUGGCCAGUGAGUGUUUGAGUAAAGAGCAGAAGAUUUGGUGCAUUUGGCUAACUGUUGAUCUUGAUAGCACAUCUUUGAAUACUGGUCUUUGAUCAGUAUCCUUGACCUUUGACCCCAAUUGCACACCCUUGCUUCUGGCUGCUGAUCUGUGAUUGUGGUCUCUGUGUUGAUCUUUAUUCCUGAUCACUGAGCUUUGCACUUGAGGAGGUUUAUGUUUAUGUUGUCUGUCCUGCUUUAAUCUUGUAAUCGUAUCAAAUAAAUCUUGAUCUUUGAUUUUUCCCUUGUGAAGCUCAGCACUGAGCUAAUAACUGUA